UCCAUCUCCGUUUCGCUCCAUUCCAUUCCACCCCCACCCACGACAGAGCGAGGAGGAAGGGAGCAAUAAUAGCGCCCCCGCUUCCUUUAUUAGCCCAGCCAGCAUCGCCUCCGCAUUUCCCUGCCACCUCCACGCCUCGUCCGCCCAUCGAUCCUUCGCCACCGCCGUCCCACCGGGAUCCCUUCCAAGUACAUAAGCUCCUGGUGUUCUGUGGUGGAUCCGCCUGCCAGUCUCUUCUGCUCCAUUAAUCCGUUUCUAAGGUUGCUUCUAAAUGUCAAGCGCAAAACAGGUGCUUGAACCUGCAUUCCAGGGAGCAGGACAAAAACCUGGGACAGAAAUAUGGCGGAUUGAGAAUUUUAACCCAGUUCCUUUACCAAAACCAGAUUAUGGUAAAUUCUACUGCGGAGAUUCAUAUAUAAUCCUGCAGACAACUUGUAACAGGGGUGGUGCUUACCAAUUUGACAUCCACUUCUGGAUUGGGAAAGAUUCUAGCCAAGAUGAAGCUGGCACUGCAGCAAUUAAGACAGUUGAACUUGAUACCAUGCUUGGGGGUCGUGCAGUCCAGCACAGGGAACCCCAAGGCUACGAGUCUGAUAAGUUUAUAUCAUACUUCAAGCCAUGCAUUAUACCAUUGGAGGGCGGCUUUGCCUCGGGGUUUAAAACACCAGAAGAGGACAAGUUUGAAACACGGCUCUAUAUUGUCAAAGGAAAGAGAGCUAUCAGAGUUAAAGAGGUUCCCUUUGCUCGUUCAUCAUUGAACCAUGAUGACGUCUUUAUCUUAGACACUGAAAAGAAAAUAUAUCAAUUCAAUGGCGCUAAUUCCAAUAUUCAAGAAAGAGCCAAAGCCCUAGAAGUGAUCCAACAUUUAAAGGACAAGUAUCAUGAAGGAGUGUGUGAUGUUGCAAUUGUUGAUGAUGGAAAAUUUCAAGCAGAAUCAGAUUCAGGUGAAUUCUGGGUCGUUUUUGGUGGUUUCGCACCAAUAGGGAAGAAAGUUGUAAGUGAUGAUGAUGUUGUUCUUGAAACUUCACCGACAAAGCUUUACAGUAUCAAUAAUGGUAAACUGAACUUAGAAGAUAUUGUCCUGACAAAAUCAAUUCUUGAGAACACUAAAUGCUUUUUACUUGACUGCGGGUCUGAGUUAUUUGUAUGGGUUGGUCGAGUAACACAAGUGGAAGAUAGGAAAGCUGCAAGUACGGCAGUUGAGGAAUUCAUAGUUAAACAAAAUAGACCAAAGACAACAAGAGUAACCCAAGUAAUUCAAGGUUAUGAAAACCAUACAUUCAAGUCCAAGUUUGAUUCGUGGCCGGUAAGUGCAACUGGAAAUACCAGUGCGGAGGAUGGCCGAGGAAAAGUUGCAGCACUGCUGAAGAAAAAAGGUGAUGUCAAGGGGGCCUCAAAGAACAGUACACCAGUGAAUGAGGAAGUUCCUCCUUUGCUAGAAGGCGGCGGAAAACUUGAGGUUUGGUUUGUUGAUGGCAGUGCUAAGACUGCUCUUCCGAAGGAGGAUCUUGGAAAAUUCCAUAGUGGAGAUUGUUAUAUUAUCCUGUAUACAUAUCAUUCUGGUGAAAAGAGAGAAGAAUUCUAUCUAACUUACUGGAUCGGGAAGGAUAGCAUACCGGAAGAUCAACAUAUGGCUCUUCAAAUAGUUAAUACAACAUGGAAUUCAAUGAAAGGAAGACCUGUUCUGGGUCGUAUUUAUCAAGGGAAAGAGCCUCCGCAAUUUAUUGCUCUUUUCCAGCCCAUGGUUAUUCUUAAGGGUGGAAUCAGCUCCGGAUACAAGAAAUCUGUAGAAGAGAAUGGCUUGAAAGAUGAAACAUAUUCUGGCACCGGCAUUGCUCUUGUUCACAUUCAUGGAACAUCAAUCCAUAACAACAAAACACUUCAAGUUGAUGCGGUUUCAACAUCCCUAAGCUCCACCGAUUGUUUUGUCCUGCAAUCUGGAAAUUCAAUGUUUACAUGGAUUGGCAACACAAGUUCUUAUGAACAGCAACAGUGGGCUGCAAAAGUUGCUGAGUUUUUGAAGCCUGGCACUUCUGUCAAACAUUGCAAGGAGGGAACUGAGAGCUCUGCUUUCUGGUCUGCUCUUGGUGGAAAGCAGAAUUACACAAGUAAAAAUGCCACACAAGAUGUUGUUAGAGAACCUCAUCUGUAUACUUUCUCAUUUAGAAAUGGAAGACUGGAGGUUACUGAAGUUUUCAAUUUUUCACAAGAUGAUUUGUUGACUGAAGAUGUGAUGAUACUUGACACACAUGCCGAAGUCUUUGUUUGGAUGGGUCAGUGUGUGGACACGAAAGAGAAACAGACGGCAUUUGAAACUGGCCAGAAAUACAUAGAACAUGAAGUGACCUUUGAAGGUCUUACUCCUGAUGUGCCUCUAUAUAAAGUCAGUGAAGGGAAUGAACCUUGCUUCUUUAGGACAUACUUCUCCUGGGAUAGCACAAGAUCCGUGAUUCACGGGAAUUCAUUUCAGAAGAAACUUUCACUUCUUUUUGGAAUGCGUUCUGAGAGUGGAUCUAAGGGCUCAGGUGAUGGUGGACCAACUCAAAGGGCAUCAGCAUUGGCUGCGCUUUCAUCCGCGUUUAAUCCAUCUUCCCAAGACAAACAGUCUAAUGAUAGGCCUAAAAGCUCCGGUGAUGGUCAUACUCAGCGUGCGGCAGCAUUGGCUGCAUUAUCAUCUUCACUCGAUACAUCAUCAAAACCCAAAAGCCCAUCUCGUGCAGGUCAAGGUUCUCAGAGAGCAGCUGCUGUUGCAGCAUUAUCUAAUGUUUUAACUGCUGAGGGAUCUACUCUAAGUCCUCGCAUUGAUGCUGAGAGGACAGAAUUUGAUACGGAUAAGGAUGCUCCUGGAGAUGAAGUGCCAUCCGAGGGGGAGCGAGAAGAGCCUGAUGUAUCACAGGAAGAAACUGCUAACGAAAAUGGAGGUGAAACAAUCUUUAGUUAUGACCGUCUGAUAUCAAAGUCUACUGACCCUGUCCGUGGGAUAGAUUACAAACGCAGAGAGACUUAUUUAUCGGACAGCGAAUUCCAUACCGUGUUCGGUAUUACCAAGGAGGAGUUCUACCAGCAGCCAAGGUGGAAGCAAGAAGCGCAGAAAAGAAAAGCCGAUCUUUUCUGAAGCAUAGCCUUCUCCCGGCUACAGAGGUUGCACAAAUUCCUAGUCUUAUCUUCCAUGAUUGCCACAUUGGUGUCAUGGCACAUCAGAAGCCUAUGUCCAGCAAUCGUGUCAUGUUCCAGAUGCAAAGGAUUUAUCCGCUGAUUUACCCAAGUUUUCUAGGGUAUUUUUUAUUUUAUUUGUACAUGAUCUGUGUUACACAGCUCCAUGGGUCGUCCCUACAUCAGUUACUCUGAGCUUGUUCGGGUUAUUCUCCAUCCACGCAUGCGUUUCCCUGCUCAAGUCGGUUCAAAGGGGCAUUCUUGGCGAUUUUUUCAAAGGUCAUGCUAUAUUGGCACUAAUAUGUACACCGUAUGACAGAACUUGAU
Molecule: messenger RNA, 3480 nt
Organism: Lolium rigidum
Lineage: Eukaryota; Viridiplantae; Streptophyta; Magnoliopsida; Poales; Poaceae
Product: villin-2-like
Exons: 24
Coding region: 272-3115 (947 amino acids)
Biological process (GO): cytoskeleton organization; actin filament severing
Molecular function (GO): actin filament binding
Source: RefSeq, a predicted model, not a curated record